Messenger RNA from Chanos chanos (milkfish), 2469 nucleotides. It is a transcript of the gene prkcda, whose product is annotated as protein kinase C, delta a. The transcript has 18 exons. NCBI's taxonomy places the organism in Eukaryota, Metazoa, Chordata, Actinopteri, Gonorynchiformes, Chanidae. The coding region runs from base 79 to 2124 and encodes 681 amino acids. Gene Ontology annotation, molecular function: diacylglycerol-dependent serine/threonine kinase activity; ATP binding. The record is from RefSeq and is a predicted model, not a curated record. Gene Ontology annotation, biological process: protein phosphorylation.
CAGGGCGGAAGACGACAGGAAGGCACAAAAAAACCCGCUGCUUUUUUCACGAAGGGUGGCAGUGUUUGAACGGUUGCCAUGGCACCCUUCCUGCGAAUCGCGUUUAAUGCCUACGACCUUGGAGCCCUUUCCGCUUCGGCUGAGGCCCCCUUCUGCGCCGUAAAGAUGAAGGAGGCCUUAAGCACAGAGCGUGGAAAGACACUGGUCCAGAAGAAGCCCACCAUGUACCCUGCCUGGCGCACCAGUUUUGAUGCGCAUAUUUAUGAGGGGCGUGUCCUGCAGGUGGUGCUUAUGCGGACAGCUGAGGAGCCGUUGGCUGAAGUCACAGUGGGCGUGUCUGUGCUGGCAGAACGCUGUAAGAAGGCUAACGGGCGUGCAGAGUUCUGGGUUGACUUACAGCCGUCAGGCAAAGUGAUGAUGUCAGUGCAGUUUUUCCUAGAAGAUUCAGAUACAGCCUGUAGACAUUCGGUGAUGAUGCAGGAGGAGGCUCCCACUCUGAACCGUCGGCGUGGGGCAAUUAAACAGGCCAAAAUCCACUUCAUUAAAAACCAUGAGUUUAUCGCCACCUUCUUCAGACAGCCCACCUUCUGCUCUGUCUGCAGGGACUUUGUCUGGGGUCUCAACAAACAGGGCUACAAGUGCAGACAAUGCAAUGCGGCCAUCCAUAAGAAAUGCAUCGACAAAAUCAUCGGCAGGUGUACGGGCACUGCCGCCAACAGUCGUGACACCGUGUUUCAGAAGGAGCGUUUUAAGAUCGACAUGCCUCACCGCUUUAAGACAUAUAAUUACAUGAGUCCCACCUUCUGUGACCACUGUGGGAGUUUGCUGUGGGGCCUGGUUAAACAGGGCCUCAAGUGUGAGGACUGUGGCAUGAAUGUGCAUCAUAAGUGCCAGACUAAAGUGGCAAACCUCUGUGGCAUCAAUCAGAAACUGCUGGCUGAGGCAUUAACUCAAGUCAGCCAGAAGUCGACUCGCAGAUCAGAUGGAAACUCUCAGGAUAUUGGAGUUUACCAAGACUUCAACAAAAGCCCUGGACCAGACACCACUGAUGGCCCUCCAUAUGGUCUCCUGUGGGAGGGCUCAAGUCCCCGCCCCCCCUCCCGAAUCACUCACCAAACCCGGGUCACUGCUGACCACUUCACCUUCCACAAAGUCCUGGGCAAGGGCAGUUUUGGCAAGGUGUUACUGGCAGAGUUGCGAGGCAGUGGCCAGUGGUAUGCAGUGAAGGCUCUGAAGAAGGAUGUGGUUCUGAUGGACGAUGAUGUGGAGUGCACUAUGGUGGAGAAACGGGUCCUGGCUCUCGCCUGGGACAACCCUUUCCUUACACACCUCUACUGCACCUUUCAGACCAAGGAGCAUCUGUUCUUUGUGAUGGAAUAUUUGAAUGGAGGAGAUCUAAUGUUUCAUAUUCAGGAAAAAGGACGUUUUGAUCUAUACAGAGCCACGUUCUAUGCUGCUGAAAUUGUAUGUGGUCUGCAGUUCCUCCAUGGGAAAGGCAUUGUCUACCGAGAUUUGAAGUUGGAUAAUGUGAUGUUAGAUGGGGACGGUCAUAUAAAAAUUGCUGACUUUGGCAUGUGUAAAGAGAAUAUGUUUGGGGAAAACAGAGCCACUACCUUCUGUGGAACUCCUGAUUACAUUGCUCCAGAGAUUCUCCUGGGUCAACAGUACUCUUUCUCAGUGGACUGGUGGUCGUUUGGUGUGUUGGUGUAUGAGAUGCUGAUUGGUCAGUCUCCGUUCCAUGGUGACGAUGAGGACGAAUUGUUUGAGUCUAUACGAAUGGACGUGCCCCAUUACCCUUGCUGGCUUACCAAGGAUACCAGAGAACUUCUGGAGAAGUUGUUUGAGCGGGACCCGUCGCGUCGCCUCGGUAUUGUGGGUAAUAUUCGAGCCCAGCUGUUCUUCAAGACGAUCAACUGGUCUGCACUAGAGAGGAGAGAAGUGGACCCCCCCUUUAAACCCAAAGUGAAAGCGCCCAACGACUGCAGUAACUUUGACCGUGAGUUUUUGAGUGAGAAGCCCCGCCUCUCCCACUGUGAGAAGGGCUUGCUCGACUCCAUGGACCAGAGCGCCUUUGCUGGCUUCUCCUUCAUCAAUCCGAAAAUGGAGCAUCUCCUCCAGAAGUGACAGAUGAGCACUUGAACCAAUCAGCAUGGCACAGCAAAGUCACAUGAUCGAAGCAUUUAAUCCUCAUUAGUGUGUUUGUACAUCCCAAACCAGCCCCUAAAACUCUCCCCACAAGUCAACACCAUGAUUUUAGGGUCCUCCCGUUCUUUACUUUGGACUUGAUUCAGUCAUACUGCCAAAGAACUGCUAAAGUGUCACUGAAGUCGAGGGUUUUAAAACCGUAGUCAUGGUGGUGAUGAGGUAGUGGUUGGAGUUCAGUUAGCAGAGACUUAACCUUGAUGCCUGAUGACUCUCACAUGUGUCUCUGUGGAAGAUCUUUAACCCCAAGAAUGACCCAGAGGUGCC